AUGAACAACGGAUUCAUCAGUAAGCUGGCCGCCAUCCUGAAUGAGACAGAUACAUUGACUCUUCUGAACUACCUUGGCUACCGCCUCGUUGUGCACAUGUCCCCACUUCUAGCCAAGGUUGCCAGCCCGUUGCUGCGUCUGAGUCACGACGACUACUUGGAGUUCGUUCCGGACCGGCUUCAGGCUUGCAUGCACUUACUAGAACGACUCUACAAACACGGCAUGCGUUUUUUCGGCCGGAUGACCUUCAGCAAGAACAACUCCACACUGCUAUUGAAGCACUAUGACUACAGGAUGAACAGCCUCGAAGUCCAGCUAAAGAGCAGCAUGACGGAUCGCCUCCUUUCGUCUUCUUCAUGGCUGGAUCGUUCCGCGAUCGGCAUUGGCGUCGACAAGAUCGAGAACAUGCGCUUCAUCUUCCUGGGCAGCUCAGACGACAUCAACACCGUCGCGAGCUACUACAACUUCAACGCUCAGCCCUUGGACCCAAGUCAUCUCGUUGAGAGCUUUCGUGACCUUCAGGCCAGUACCAUGAACGUCUACUGGGAGACCAAGCCUCCCAAAGACGACCUUGACGCGAGGUACGACCACACAGCCCUUACACCAGGACACGAGUACUUCUUCGGCCGCAACGUGCUCUUCAUUCCACACGCCAACAUUGCCUUCCUCACCGACAUCAGCAAGAGCAUCGACCCGAUACUCUUCCCACUUGUCCUCGCUGAAGUCUUACGAGGCAUGUUCGGGGCCGUGGACCGGCGUGGUGCCUCCGUGGACCACAACCUCGCAGUGGCCACUUGGUGGAACACCGACGAAAUGAGCAAGUUCUCGCAGCUGGAGCUUUGCUUCCAGGACCAGUACUACGUCGAGAUACGAGAUCUCAUCGGGGACAACUUCGAGGCCAAGACGAGGCUGGAAGAGAACAUCGCGGACAACGCCAUCAUCGGUCCGCUUCACGACAUGUACAUGAAGGCUCUCAUGUCCCAAGACGGGGCCGACAGGCUCAAGAUCUCCGUGGACGAGAACCAGUUCGACAUGGAACAACUGUUCUUCAUCCUGUACGCCGUGGGACUGUGCGACAAUCCGAACCGCGAUGUCUGGGUACGUAAACUCAAGUUUGGCGAGAUACCCGGCAGGCUUCGGGUCAACAUCCCGCUAAUGAACUUCGCCAAGUUCACGACUGCUUUCGGGUGCGCGCCAGGCAUGACCAUGAGCCCCGCUCGAAAGUGCGCUGUCUGGUGA
This is a messenger RNA of Dermacentor silvarum, 1239 nucleotides long. RefSeq names its product endothelin-converting enzyme homolog. Bases 1 to 1239 code for a protein of 412 amino acids. The record is from RefSeq and is a predicted model, not a curated record. The transcript has a single exon. Gene Ontology annotation, cellular component: plasma membrane. NCBI's taxonomy places the organism in Eukaryota, Metazoa, Arthropoda, Arachnida, Ixodida, Ixodidae. Gene Ontology annotation, molecular function: metalloendopeptidase activity. Gene Ontology annotation, biological process: protein processing.